GAGGCCUAUGUGAUGGCAGGUGUGGCCAGCCCCUACGUCUGCCGGCUGCUCGGGAUUUGUCUGACCUCCACAGUGCAGCUGGUCACUCAGCUGAUGCCGUACGGCUGCCUUCUCGACUAUGUCAGGGAGAACAAGGACCGCAUCGGCUCCCAGUUCCUCCUCAACUGGUGUGUCCAGAUCGCCAAGGGGAUGAGUUAUUUAGAGGAGGUCCGGCUGGUUCACAGAGAUUUGGCUGCCCGCAAUGUUCUGGUCAAAAACCCGAAUCAUGUGAAGAUCACUGAUUUUGGUCUGGCCCGUCUGCUCGAUAUAGACGAGACUGAAUAUCACGCUGAUGGAGGGAAGGUGCCAAUUAAAUGGAUGGCUUUGGAGUCUAUUCUGCACAGAAAGUUCACUCAUCAGAGUGACGUCUGGAGCUACGGUGUGACGGUCUGGGAGCUGAUGACGUUUGGUGCUAAACCCUACGACAUGAUCCCAGCCAGAGAAAUCCCAGAUGUUUUAGAAGGAGGAGAGCGACUUCCCCAGCCGCUCAUCUGCACCAUCGACGUCUACAUGAUUAUGGUCAAAUGUUGGAUGAUUGACCCAGACAGCAGGCCGAGGUUCAGAGAUCUGGUGAAUGAUUUUAGCACGAUGGCCAGAGAUCCACCUCGCUAUGUAGUCAUUCAGAACGACGAGCAGAUGAGCAUGUCCAGCCCAGUGGACAGCCAGUUCUUCCGAAUGCUUCUGGAGGAGGAAGGAAACAACAUGAGGGAGCUGCUGGAUGCUGAGGAGUAUCUGGUGCCUCAGCCAAACCUCUUCCCCAGGACUCAGGGAGACGGGGCCCAAGCCAACGGGCCAUCCAGACACCAGUCAUACAGGCAGAGCAGAGAUCAGGGCUUAAAUGUGGAGCCCUCUGUCGCCGGCGGCCCUCGCAGCAUGUACUCCUCCCUGAGCACUCUUGGCCGCAGCCAGUACCCUACCUUACCUUUAGGAGCCAGCACCUCCAACGGCAUAUGGAUUCCUCAGUACCCAACGCUGGCUCGCAGCACCUCGGCCGGGGGCCAGUCUGACUCUGUCUUCCUGGAUGGGCCUCCAGAUGACCCCACGCUGCCCCCGGCCAGCCCCGGACGCUACAGCAAAGACCCCACAUACUCCAACGGGAGCCAGGGCGACUUGGAGACAGAUGGGCCAAAUGGCUUCCAUCAUCCUCCUCUCCUUCAUCACUCACUGCCCAGACGGACUCAUGGGUAUAAUCAUAAUCAUCCCUUGCCAGAGUAUGUCAACCAGGAGAUUCAGGAUCUCAGGCCGGGGAUCCCAGACCGGCCCAGCACUUUGCCUCGUAAAGGCGCCAGAGUAGACCGGCGCCUCCCUAACGGCCUGAGCUCUGGUCACAGUGUGGAAAACCCGGGUUACUUGGUCCCCGUGGGUGCAGUGUCCGCCACCUCUCCAGCCUUUGAUAACCCGUACUACCUGGACCUCGUAGCCAAAGCUAACGCUGUACCCGAGGUUGCAGACAGUCCUGAGAUGAGAGACGGAGGAGUGCCCAAGCACGUGAAUGGGUUUGUAACCCCCACGGCAGAGAAUCCAGAGUAUCUGGGACUAGCGGACACCUGGAGUGGAUAUACUUGAGGAGAGGGAGUAAUGUGAUGAACUCAAGAGGAGUCACAGCUUGCGUUCUACUGAGUGAGUCGAGGAGCGAGAGAAAGGGAAGAUGAAUAGUUGUGUGACAGAAACGAGCUGGGUGUAUGAUUGAUUUUGGGAUAAGUGCGUAUAUACGGAGCUGAAUCUUCUCUCGAUAAGCACCUGAAUCCAAAGCGGUCGAGGUUUUCCAGCACCGCAUCACCCAGUUGUGACACACCAUGGCUCAACACAGUGUAGCAUUAAUCUGGUGUCUGUGGCAUCAUUUGUAUUCCUGUCUUCCUCUCAGCAAUCUGUGUGACUGUUAAGUGCCAAAAAAGAAGUUCACUCAGCCUUUGUAUAUAACUCUGUACUUGAUAAACAGAGGAGUUCACGUUUGUCAACAACCUGUCAUGGUACGAGAAGGGUCUCAUCAUCACAGGAUCCAACAUUUGAUCGGUUUAAUGAACGCUGAGGGUUUUUUUAAUGUUCAUUUAACAUGUUUUAAUGUCUGGUUGUUUCAACAACACGUGAAGUUUUUUUUUUUUUUUUUUUGUAUUUCCCUCAGUUCCUUCUCGAUAUGCUCCUCAGCCCAGCUAAAAAAGUGUAAAAGCAAAAAACACUUUGACAAAGUGAGCCAUGAUAUGCACUGAAGGUGGUGUUUAGUAUUCUGGUCACUUUGUCUCUGACCUGAUGGGGGUCUUCAACACACUCAAAGCCAUUUUGUUUUGGCCGGAGAAGGCCCUGCAGCCCAUCUGGCCAGUAAACAUGCUCCCUGAAAGAAAGGCAUCCUGUAUGGAGAAGACAGAGGCAUUGUGCCACACUGAUGUAUGUGGUUGUUAGUGUCUCGGCUGCAGCUACUUUGUGGUACGACAGAGGGGAUACGAGGUACUAGGCAAGACUUUUUAAGCUGAAAAAUCAUGUUUUUGUCGUAGAGACAAAGUGUACUUGUCACCAAGUUAGAGCCGACUUUUCAGGGAUUUAUGAUUUUGCAUAUAAUUUGGGAAAAAUAUGCACAUUUUGAAUUAUGCACCAUGCACUACAUGUUACUGCAUACGUCCCCCAUGCUUGUGUUAUCACAAUGAGCCUUUUGGUUUUGGUGGCCUUUCACUGUGUAAGAAAGCAUUACAAGCUAUAAGUGAGUAUAUUCCACAACAAGUGAAGAA
Molecule: messenger RNA, 2759 nt
Organism: Epinephelus lanceolatus (giant grouper)
Lineage: Eukaryota; Metazoa; Chordata; Actinopteri; Perciformes; Serranidae
Source: RefSeq, a predicted model, not a curated record